UCACAAGUACUAAUCCUAUAACUGUUGCUUUAGCUUCCACCCUUUUUAAAAUUACAAUCAAAGUAGCUUUUCUUCAUCAACCAAUAUAUAAAACCAUAACCCUUAUUGUUCCUUUGAUGAACCUUGGUUUUAUUUGUGUUUAGGGAGAUGGGUUCUUUAGAUAGAUCAAAAAAAAGAGUUCAGCUAUGGAAGAAAGCUGCUUUCCAUUUCAUUUUGUGUUUCAUUAUGGGAUUCUUCACUGGUUUCACCCCUACCAGUAAAGCUUCAAUCUUCUCUGGUUUUGUUAUUGCCUCCAAUGGAUCCAUCAAGUAUCAAGAAAUUUCCCCACAGCCAAUGGAAAUGAUACAACCUGCAACUACUACAACUACUCAAGAGGAGACCUUGAAUAGGAGUUUAAUGGCUGAAACUCCCGUGGCAGUUCCUGUUCCAAUUAGUUCAUCUUCUCCAGUUGAAGCUUCAGAAGAUUUAGAAUUGAUUCCUAGAAAGGUUUUGAUUAUUGUUACACCCACAAGAUCAAAUGAUAGGCUUCAAAGUGCUUUACUGAGAAGAAUGAGUACCACAUUAAAAUUGGUUCCUCCACCUCUUCUUUGGAUUGUUGUAGAGUCUCAAUCAGAUUCUUCUAAGGUACCAGAGAUAUUGAGGAAAACAGGAGUCAUGUAUAGGCAUUUGGUUUCAAGGCAAACUUUUACAGACCCAGAAGCUGAAAUGGAUCAUCAGAGAAAUGUUGCACUUAAUCAUAUAGAACAGCAUCGACUUGGCGGGAUCGUCCAUUUCGCGGCGCUUUCUAACUUCUAUGAUCUUGAUUUCUUUGAAGAAAUCAGAGAAAUUGAGGUUUUUGGUGCAUGGCCUAUAGCUUUGGUAUCUGCAAACAGGAACAGAGUUGUGAUAGAAGGACCUGUUUGUGAUUCUUCACUAGUUAUAGGAUGGAAUGCAAGAGGAACAAAUGACAAGGCCAAUCCUGUGGCUCCAAUUCACACUUCAAGUUUUGCUUUCAACAGUUCCAUUCUCUGGGAUCCUGAGAGAUGGGGUCGCCCAUCUGUUCAAGACAGCUCACAGAACCCCAUGAAAUUUGUACAGCAAGUGGUUCUGGAAGAUGAGACCAAGUUAAAGGGAAUCCCAGAAGGGGACUGUUCUAAAAUUAUGCUUUGGAAUAUUCACAUACCAAGGCAAAUUAUAUCUCACCUCCCAAGUCAACCCUCUCCAUCAAAUGGAAGAUAGUAGAGAAAGUACAAUUAAUUUGGUGUUUUGAAAAUUUUUUAUUAUAACAAAUAUUUUCUUCUAUUUUUAUUUUGUAGAUUUACUUUUUAAAUUUUUUAAAUUGUACUUUUUUUCUUUAUACUUUGUAAUUUUGUAAAGCAAAGAAAAAAUGACAUGGGUUGAGGAUAUUUUUUCUUCACCGCAUUGGUGAUAUUUAAA
Molecule: messenger RNA, 1416 nt
Organism: Macadamia integrifolia
Lineage: Eukaryota; Viridiplantae; Streptophyta; Magnoliopsida; Proteales; Proteaceae
Product: beta-1,4-xylosyltransferase IRX9-like
Exons: 3
Coding region: 148-1218 (356 amino acids)
Biological process (GO): glucuronoxylan biosynthetic process; plant-type secondary cell wall biogenesis
Cellular component (GO): Golgi membrane
Molecular function (GO): galactosylgalactosylxylosylprotein 3-beta-glucuronosyltransferase activity; xylosyltransferase activity
Source: RefSeq, a predicted model, not a curated record